CCUGCGCCAACUCGGCGCUUUCUUCCUGCUUCCACUUCGUUAGCUGCCAAAUCGUCUGGCCCGGCCUCCAUUUCUAGGAAUGCAUUUCAAACCUCUCGAUCAACGCAAUUGUUGUCUUCUGGACCUCCAUCUACGUCCACUCCGCGCUUUCAACGACGACCCGGGACGUUCACUCGAGAUGAAAUAGACACUAGCUUUGAUGACGAGGAUGACACACUAACUUUCCUCCCAAGCCGCUCCACCGCCAAGGAACACGAUUUUGCUGAAUCAAUAGAUGACUAUCUGCAGGAGCAGUCGCCUCUGUUGCACAGAACACAGCUCGAUCCCUCGACUCCGGCUACCAACAAACGGAAGGUAUUCCACCCACCAGACCAGAAACGUGAACCGAUAACAAUUUCGUCGUCGCCCGAAUAUGAAGAACAAGAUGAAGACGAGCAUCCAGCACCUCACCAGGCACCAAACCUUCCUGUUGCCCAAUGGUCAUCAGAAGGUAGUCUCGUCGAGGCUAUCAAGUCUCCUGAUCAACGCGAAGUGACUACUGCAUCUAAAUUUAAGGACACUAUGCCAGGCCCCAGGCCGAUAGCUUCUGUGGCAAAAAGCGCCUUUCGGUCUCUUUCCAAGAUGUCGAGUGGCCCUCAGAUCAAUGCUGGGGCAGAUCUUCCGGAUGUUUUUUCGCCCUCAAAACGCAAUGGGAAGCAUGACUAUUUGGCCAAUGGCAACGCAGAAUUAGUGAGACAAUGGGUGCUUAACAUUGCUGCCCAACAGUCGCAAGUCUCGCAACAGCAACGCGAGAUCAUGGUUGCUGAGGUCAGACCCGACAGCAGUCGUAGAUUUGUCAUUGUUCUAACUGCUGAUGGGUCUGAGUGGCUGAUUCCAGGGCGAUACCAGGAAUCACGGACGUUUUUGCAAUCAGGCUUGGACGGCAUACGCCCGGGUACGAAGCUCGCAUUAAAGAGCGAAGCCACAAGGUGGAUGGUGCCUAUCAGGGGAUCGACGUCCAACCAAGAGAUUACAGUCGCUGCUCAUUGGGAAAUU
Exophiala aquamarina CBS 119918 is the source of this 1035-nucleotide messenger RNA. RefSeq lists its product as uncharacterized. The record is from RefSeq and is a predicted model, not a curated record. The annotation marks the transcript as partial. NCBI's taxonomy places the organism in Eukaryota, Fungi, Ascomycota, Eurotiomycetes, Chaetothyriales, Herpotrichiellaceae. The transcript has 2 exons.